Serinus canaria (Common canary) is the source of this 2483-nucleotide messenger RNA. RefSeq names its product potassium voltage-gated channel modifier subfamily G member 2 (gene KCNG2). Gene Ontology annotation, biological process: protein homooligomerization; potassium ion transmembrane transport. The transcript has 3 exons. The record is from RefSeq and is a predicted model, not a curated record. Gene Ontology annotation, cellular component: voltage-gated potassium channel complex; membrane. Gene Ontology annotation, molecular function: protein binding; voltage-gated potassium channel activity. Lineage: Eukaryota; Metazoa; Chordata; Aves; Passeriformes; Fringillidae. The coding region runs from base 167 to 1717 and encodes 516 amino acids.
AGCCGGAGCGGGCAGGGAGCCGGGAGCUGGGCGAGGCGAUGGAGCGGGGAGCAGCCGGAGCCGUCCCCGGUCCCGGCGGGGAGGAGGCAGGGCCUGAGAUAGACUUUCUGGUCAAGCUCCAGAUGCUUUUGUUUGAGUAGCCUCGACCUCCCUAUGGACUCAACAGAUGUACCACGAAAUGGCAUUGCUCACUGGGAAUGCAGAUCCUGACUUCAGCUCCCGCUCCUUCAACAACUUGGAAAACCUGUGUGAAGUACAAACCAAGAAAGGAUUCUUCUACAAAAAGGCCAAACUUCUGCAUCCUGGAGAAGACCUGUGCUGCUUAGCCCGCUUGGAUGACCGGUCCAGGUUUGUGAUCAUCAACGUAGGUGGUAUUAAGUACAAAAUUCCCUGGACCACCUUGGAGAACUGCCCCUUGACCAGGCUUGGGAAGCUAAAGUCUUGCAACAAUUACGAUGAGAUCAUGGACAUCUGUGAUGAUUAUGAUGUUAGCUGCAAUGAGUUUUUUUUUGACCGCAAUCCUAGUGCCUUCAGAACGAUCAUGACAUUCCUGACAGCUGGGAAGCUGAGGCUUCUCAGGGAGAUGUGUGCUCUUUCGUUCCAGGAGGAGCUUGUGUACUGGGGGAUAGAAGAGGACCACCUGGAGUGGUGCUGUAAAAAGAGAUUGCGACAGAAAGAGGAAGAGGCAGCUGAGGCCAGGCUGUUUGAGAGGGAGAUGGUAUUUAAUGAAGCCACGCAAUGUGCCUUCCAGGACAGCAGCCGACUGAGUCUGUGCAUGAGAAAGCUCAGGGAUAUGGUGGAGAACCCCCACUCAGGGAUCCCAGGAAAGAUCUUUGCUUGUAUUUCAAUCUCUUUUGUUGCCAUCACUGCUGUCAGCCUCUGCAUCAGCACCAUGCCAGAUGUCAGAGAAGAGGAGGAUCGGGGUGAAUGCUCACAGAAGUGCUACGACAUCUUUGUGCUGGAGACGGUGUGCGUGGCAUGGUUUUCCUUUGAGUUCCUGCUGCGAUCCAUCCAGGCAGAAAACAAGUGUGCUUUCCUGAAAACCCCGCUCAACAUCAUCGACAUCCUGGCCAUCCUGCCUUUCUACAUCUCCCUCAUUGUGGACGUGGUUUCCACAAAGAACAGCAGCAAGCCCGGCGGGGGAGCCGGGAACAAGUACCUGGAGCGCGUGGGGCUGGUGCUGCGCUUCCUGCGGGCGCUGCGCAUCCUGUACGUGAUGCGGCUGGCGCGGCACUCGCUGGGGCUGCAGACGCUGGGGCUCACCGUGCGCCGCUGCACCCGCGAGUUCGGGCUGCUCCUGCUCUUCCUCUGCGUCGCCAUGGCCCUCUUCUCGCCGCUGGUCUACUUGGCUGAGAGCGAACUGGGAGCCAAGCAGGAGUUCACCAGCGUUCCCACCAGCUACUGGUGGGCCGUGAUCUCCAUGACAACUGUUGGCUACGGGGACAUGGUGCCUCGUAGCAUCCCUGGACAGGUGGUAGCCCUGAGCAGCAUCUUGAGUGGGAUUUUGCUGAUGGCUUUCCCAGUCACAUCCAUCUUUCAUACCUUUUCCCGUUCCUACAGUGAGCUGAAGGAGCAGCAGCAGCGAGUAGCCAGCAGGCAGGUGCGGCAGCGGCACGAGAACACCGAGCUCCUGGGUGGUGACAGUACAUGGGGGCUCAGUGCCACAUUCCCACCAGGUGCUGGUGAGCAGGAGGGUCUGACCUCAGUGGACCAGUAAGCCAAGAGAAGUUCUUGACCCUGAACAGCUGAGGACGUACGUUGGCAGCCCAAGAAGCAGUGGACAAGGGAGGUCAGUUCUGCAAGAAGAAUGCCAUGAACUGCAUAAAUGAGGGGCAGACACACACAGGGUUUCUCUAAAGACCAACUUCUGAUCUUAAGGGACCUCUGAAAAGUACCCCUACAAAUUCUACCUAGUACAGCUCUGCUCCAUUGCUUUUCUUAGGGCUUUUCUAUUGAGCAAGUAUUUUUGGUGUGCCCAAGGAGCAGCCACUGAACAUAGCCAGCCAGCAGAAUGUAAUGUGAAGCACAGCCCGUGCCAGGUGCCAUGUGGCAGAGCAACCAGUGUGCCACCUCCUCUGUGCCCUGCUCGGUGGCAUCCCUGCGUGAGGGGCUGAGCAAGGGGCUCCCCGUGCCCCACAGCACGUUGGUUUGGCAGCACCACUAAGGAACACAAACCUCAGACAAGCCAAGGGGCGAGGGCAAGAGAAGGGCAGAAGCAUUCCUUCAGCUUUGCCAGGGGCUUGCUUUUGUCUUCUACAGAUGAAGCAGCACAGCCAGAGCGCUGGCAGCGCUGCCAGCUAUGAAUUGUGUGAGCACAGUUUGCAUUAUUUAGUAGAGAUGCAUAUUUACCAUCCUAAGCUUUAUAUGUUAGUCCCAUGACAGAAAUAUACAUACAAAAAAUCUUCCUGACUGUGGUACUGAAUGUUAACUUGGUUAUUUUUCCUUUGCUAACAGUCAAAUAUUAAAGAUACCAUUACAAAUGA